Molecule: messenger RNA, 1766 nt
Organism: Drosophila takahashii
Lineage: Eukaryota; Metazoa; Arthropoda; Insecta; Diptera; Drosophilidae
Product: dnaJ homolog subfamily C member 21
Cellular component (GO): cytoplasm
Molecular function (GO): zinc ion binding; nucleic acid binding
Source: RefSeq, a predicted model, not a curated record
GGUCUGGCAACCCUUCCAAAUUUUUUGUUAAAAAUAAAACAUGCGUUGCUACUACGAGGAGCUCGAGCUCCAAAGGGACGCCAACGAUGGGGACAUCAAGAGCGCGUACCGGAAGAUGGCCCUGCGCUGGCACCCGGACAAGAACCCCGACCGACUGGCGGAGGCCAAGGACCGCUUCCAGCUGAUCCAGCAGGCCUACGAAGUCCUGUCCGAUCCGCAGGAGCGCUCCUGGUACGACAACCACCGGGAGCAGAUCCUGCGCGGCAAGAACUCCGAGUACGCGGAGAACUGCCUGGAUGUGUUCCCGUUCUUCACCAGCUCCUGCUACAAAGGAUACGGCGACGACGAGCAGGGCUUCUACCGCGUGUACACCGAUGUCUUCGUCCAGAUCGCCUCGGAGGAUUUGGAGUUUAUGGACGAGGACGACCGGCUGGGCAUGGCGCCUGACUUCGGGCACGCCAACAGCAGCUACGAGGAGGUGGUGGGUCCGUUCUACGCCUUCUGGCAGGCGUACAGCACAAGGAAAACCUACGAAUGGCUGUGUCCGUACGACGUGCGCGAGAUCAAGGAGCGCUUCAUCCUGCGCAAGGUGGAGAAGGAGAUGAAGAAGAUCGUCCAGGCAGCCCGCAAGGAGCGCAACGAAGAGGUCCGCAACCUGGUGAGCUUCGUGAGGAAGCGCGAUCGCAGAGUCCAGGCCUACAGGCGAGUGCUCGAGGAGCGCGCCGAGGCCAAUCGACUGAAGCAGGAGGAGAAGCGCAGGGAGCAGCUGCGAAAGCGGCAGGAGGAACUGGCGGCCGUCAGGGAGAACAAAGUCUUCAACGAGGGAUACGAGGAGCAGCUGAAGCAGUUGGAGCAGCAGUACGGCAGUGAGUCGGACGAGUAUACGGAUGAAGAGGAGGACGAUGAGGAGGGCGAGGACUCGGACGAUCCGGCAGCCGAGAAAUUCGAGGUCGAGUAUGUGGACGAUCUGUAUUGCGUGGCGUGCAACAAGACAUUCAAGAACGCCAAGGCGCGUGCGAAUCACGAGGAGAGCAAAAAGCACAAGGAAAAUGUCGACCGACUGUGCCAGGAAAUGGAGGAGGAGGAGGAGGCUUUCAACGAUGCGUCCCACGAAGACACUUUGAGUGGAGUGGAGGAGGGGCUGGAGGAACUCCAAAUCGCUGACGAUCAGUUAUCCGGAGAAGAGGCGCUGAGCGAAGAGGAAUCUGCCCUCACCAAGCGCAACAAAAAGAACAAAAAGUCGAGGAAGUCAGCUGCCAAGCAAGCGCAAGAGGAAGCCAGCGAUGAACCAGACGAGCCCAUUGACCUCAAGGCCAGCAAGAGCGAAUCGGAGGACGACGACUGGAGCAAAGGCAAAAAGGCGGCCAAAAAGAGCAAGAGCAAAAAGGGGGCGGCAAGCAAGGUGAGGUCCGCAGAGCAAACAGCUCCAGAACCAAUCACCAAGGAGGCCAAGGCGGCUCCAAAAAGCGGAGAUGAUGAUCCUGACCCGACCGUACCGCAACACACUUGCGUCACCUGCAGGCUCGUCUUUGACUCCAAGAACAAGCUGUUUGCGCACCUCAAGAAGAACAACCAUGGCGUCUACAUACCCAAGGCCAAGCCAGUGGUCGAGGGCAAACCUCCUGGCAAAGCCAAGGGCAAGCGCAACAAGUAGAUCCAAAGCAAGAUCCAGCCAAACCUUGUAUCCAUACUGUAGAAAUGUUAGACCUUUAUUUAUGCUAAUGUUAAAGUUAAUUCGAGAAUGAAGUUAAGUAUGCUCGCUCUAA